This is a messenger RNA of Aricia agestis (brown argus), 1882 nucleotides long. Its product is annotated as zinc finger protein 260-like. The transcript has 7 exons. Gene Ontology annotation, cellular component: nucleus. Gene Ontology annotation, molecular function: RNA polymerase II transcription regulatory region sequence-specific DNA binding; zinc ion binding; DNA-binding transcription factor activity, RNA polymerase II-specific. The coding region runs from base 114 to 1796 and encodes 560 amino acids. Lineage: Eukaryota; Metazoa; Arthropoda; Insecta; Lepidoptera; Lycaenidae. The record is from RefSeq and is a predicted model, not a curated record. Gene Ontology annotation, biological process: regulation of transcription by RNA polymerase II.
UUUCUAAAUCUCUCGAGUCACGCGAUUUUUAUUACCUACAUGUUAAAAAAUAAUUUUAGUAAAUAAGGUUUGGAUAGUUUUUAUAUUGUGCAAAACAUAACACAAUAUAUAGGAUGACAACGAAAAGAAAAGGUCCAAUAAUAGAUCCAGGAAUAUGUCGAUGUUGUGGAGCGUUAAAAAAAUGCCGAUUAUUAAAUUAUGAGUAUGAAAACUCUACUCUUAAGGAAAUAUAUUCGGACAUGUUAAUGGAGUGCUUUGGUCUAUUGUUGUCUCAUUUGGAUGGCAAGCCCACUGAAAGAUUGGUGUGUGCAACUUGUGUACAGCGCCUUAGAGAAGCUUGCAGCUUCCGACAGCAAGUCAUAAAGUGUGAGGAAACAUUUCUAAAAGCAAAAGUAUAUACUAGAGAAGAAAAAGGUCUUACAGUUGUAGGAAAUAAAAUUGAAGCACGACAACGGAUUGAAAUAGAAGAGGUUCCAAUAGAGAUGCCUACAAUACAAACUACUAUAAAGAUUGAGAAGCAAUCGGAGGAUAUGAUCGUCGAUGAAGGUUCUCCUGUCCCACCCUCCCCGUUGUCAGAUGAUGACUCACAAUCUGAUGACAAUGGAGACAUUAAAAACGAUAUUAUUAAGAGGAGACCCAGCAGCUCAAAUUCUGAUAAUAUGCCCUUAAAGUCUUUCGUUUUUUCUCGGAAACCCCAGAAAACGGAGAGCUCAAAGAAGAUAAAUGAUCGAAGCAUGCAAAUAAUACAGUCGAAGAUUCGCGAGCAAGACGCGUCGCAUAAAACGGAGUGGAACAUUCAGACUCUGGUCGAGAACUCCUACGUUUGCCCCUUCAAGUGCCGCCACAACUACCUCUUAUGCUACUACUGUGGGCAGCACUUUACGGACAUCGAGGCGCUGAGAGAACACACGGAACGAAUCCACGACCCGAAGAAAUUUAAACUCAUCGACUACAAGAACAUGCUUAAAGUCGAGCUGACGAGAAUCGAUUGUAGGCUCUGCGAGCAGAAAAUCGAUACAUUGGAGCAGUUCAAGCGUCACAUCAGCGACGUCCACGCCAAGAACUACUACUUUAACCACCGAGACUCUGUGCUGCCGUUCAAAUUCACCAAGGCGGUGGUGAAGUGCGCCCUGUGCGACGCCGUGUUUCCCUACUUCCAUGCUCUGAACAAGCACAUGAACCAGCACUUCAGCAACUAUGUGUGCGAGCAGUGCGGGAUGGGCUUCGUGGACCGCGGCCGCUUCGUGAUGCACCAGCAGAAACACGAGACCACCGAGUACCCUUGUCCCACCUGCGGGAAGGUCUUCAAGGCGGUGUACAAUAGAGAUCUACACGUCGAUAGGGUACAUAAUAAGAAAGGGAGAGUGUAUUGCCCCAAGUGCGACGUGAUGCUGAUGUCGUACCCGCAGAAGCUCAAGCACCUGGUGGAGGUGCACGGAGAGGCGCCGCUGAGCUUCCCGUGCGGCGUCUGCGACAUGACCUUCGACACGCGCCGCAACGUCACCCUGCAUAAACGGAAGGUGCAUUUGAAGGAUUACAGGUAUGAAUGUCAAACGUGCGGGCAGCGCUUCUUCACGCGGUUCGCGCUCACCAACCACAUGCCGACUCACACCGGCGAGAGGAACUUCAGCUGCAAGAUCUGCGGCAAGUCCUACCCUCGAUUGAAGACGCUGAAGUACCACAUCCGGAUACACACCAACGACAGGCGGUACCGCUGCCACGUGUGCGGGCAGGCCUUCAUACAGAACUGCAGCCUGAAGGGGCACAUGAAGAGCCAGCACCCUGAGUAUAGUUAGCUUUUUGGUAUAGUCACUGAUUAACUUACGGUCAUUUCGGAGCGCAACGCGACGCGUAGAUGCAUUUCUAAAGUACUGAAUUGACA